This is a messenger RNA of Sitodiplosis mosellana (orange wheat blossom midge), 3071 nucleotides long. It is a transcript of the gene dsf, whose product is annotated as protein dissatisfaction. Lineage: Eukaryota; Metazoa; Arthropoda; Insecta; Diptera; Cecidomyiidae. The record is from RefSeq and is a predicted model, not a curated record. Gene Ontology annotation, molecular function: RNA polymerase II cis-regulatory region sequence-specific DNA binding; nuclear receptor activity; zinc ion binding. Gene Ontology annotation, biological process: regulation of transcription by RNA polymerase II; cell differentiation; anatomical structure development. The transcript has 7 exons. Bases 688 to 2349 code for a protein of 553 amino acids.
AGUCAUCACCGUGCGCCGCUGUUGCUAUUGCCGAUGCUCUCGAACUUGCAACACAACCUCUUUUUCCCAAUCGGUUACAUUUGGGUGUCCGCGUGUGUGUCUCUGCGCCAGUGUUUGUGUGUACGUAUUAUAUACGAUUCUAUAUAAUGCUUGAGAACAUUACCGUGUCCUGAAGUCAAAGAGUUGGUACUUGGUUGCUGGCGGAAAGCUUGUAAAAGUCUCUGAGUCGUCAAUUAGCUGCUAAUCGGCAAAGUUAAAUGAUCGCAGUCGCUCCGUUAUUUAUUCAAAGUCGAGAUCAUUGCGAUCCAACGUCUAAGCUAAUUUUCUCUCAUCCUCUGGACAAAUAAAUUUUAACAUUUUAUUAUUGCAGUGCAGUUACACCAAUUUUUUUUUUGUUACAAAUUUUCUCUUCGUUUUGUGCAAUUUGUUUGAAUUUUUCGAAUUUUUCGCAGAAUAUUUUAUUCGGAAAAAUAUCAACUUCAAUUUGAAAGUUCAAAGUGGGUGAAAAAUAUCUAGUGGAAUUAUAAAAGUGGUACAAGUUUGAAAAAGAGACACUUUUAAGUGAAAAGACUUUGAAAUAAUUUUGUGCAUAAAUUGAUUUCGUUCACAUUUUCACUAACUUGGUUUCAAACAAUUUGAUUCGAACCAUACAAAGUGGCAGCCAUAAAUUUGCGGCACUUUAGAAGAAUGGGUACAGGUGAUCGUCUUUUGGAUAUUCCGUGCAAAGUGUGCGGCGAUAGAAGCAGCGGAAAACAUUAUGGAAUUUAUAGUUGCGAUGGGUGUUCGGGAUUUUUUAAACGAAGCAUUCAUCGAAAUCGCAUUUAUACAUGCAAAGCAACGGGCGAUUUGAAAGGACGUUGUCCGGUUGAUAAAACACAUCGAAAUCAAUGCCGUGCAUGUCGAUUGUCCAAAUGCUUUCAAUCGGCAAUGAACAAAGAUGCAGUCCAACAUGAACGUGGGCCAAGAAAACCAAAAUUACAUAGUGCGCUGAUGGCAAAUGGUUCGCAUCAAAGUCAUUUGCAAAUUCAGGGCUUGGUGUCCAGCGCAUACGCACAAAACGCAGCAAUGGGAGGAGGACAUUCGUCUGGCUUUCAUCCAGUCAUACCGCACAUCCAUCAUCCCGUGCCAUUUUCACCAAUUCUACACCCAGCACAUCAUCCACACGCACAAACACAACAUGGACACCAUUUAUUAGCCGUACCAUCGACCAAUGAAUUUUACAAAAAUUUCCAUCCGUCCAAUGUAAUUGUGCCAAACGUUUUAUCGCACCCAAUGCCGGCGUUGCCGCCACGAAGGCCGAUCUCAACGUCGGUGGUACCGAGUACUCUUUCCACCAUUUCGCACCAGUCACAUUUCUCACCGAAAAGCAACACUUCCAGCACAAUUGAACCAUCUCAAGACAGUGUGAGUCCACCUUUGAUUGUAGACAGCAUCGAGAAUGUGGCAAGCCCAAUAUCUGUAAACAGCAAUAGUAACAAUAAUAACAACAACAUCACACCAAAAAACAUGCACAAAACUAACAACGAGUCAACGAACAAUAACAUCACCGCAGAGAAUACAAACGCAAAAAGUAGUGACGGUUUGGUUUCUUCCAACAGUUUACAUCAAAAUGGUUCGCGAAACGAACAGCAAAACAGUCUUUUGGAUAUUCUCAUGAAUCCGGAUAAGUGUCAGGAAUUCAUUCACUAUCACAAUUCGAUGAUUUUCCCGACGGCACCGUUGUCUGCAUCAUCAUCAAUGUUACCAACAUGGGAGGUUUUGCAAGAAACAUCGGCACGUCUUCUAUUUAUGGCUGUUCGAUGGGUGCGAUGCCUAGUACCGUUUCAAACGCUAUCGAAAAACGAUCAACAGCUAUUGCUACAGGAAUCAUGGAAGGAGUUAUUUUUGCUGAAUUUGGCUCAAUGGAGUGUUCCAUUUGACUUGGGAGCAGUGCUUGACAGUGUACAAGUGCGAGAGCGUAUUCCGAAUGAUGCACUAACGGCGAGUGAAAUGAAAACAAUCCAAGAAAUUCUCUGCCGAUUUCGUCAAAUAUCACCGGAUGGUUCCGAAGUCGGUUGCAUGAAAGCCAUUGUUUUAUUUUCACCCGAAACACCGGCAUUGUGUGACGUUCAACCGGUUGAAAUGCUACAAGACCAAGCCCAGUGCAUUCUAUCGGAUCAUGUUCGCUUGCAUUACCCACGUCAACCGACUCGUUUUGGUCGUCUAUUACUUUUGUUACCUUCAUUGCGCGCCAUUCGGCCAUUCAUCAUUGAGUCCAUGUUUUUCAAGGAAACCAUCGGCAAUGUUCCAAUAUCAAGACUUCUAGGGGAUAUGUAUCAGAUGGAAAAGUACAGUGAAAGUAUAAAGUAGAUUGAAACAAAAAUACAUUCCUCUAAGUCUCGUUGUUUUUUUUUUCAACGGAGGAAAAAUAAUUAUAGCACAACGUUUGUUUAUGUCAGCACAUAAUGAAAAAUCAAUAUUUUCCUUAGUUUCCAUUGGUUUUUGUUAUUUUUUAUCUACGCUCAUUUUUUUGCUUCUUGGCUUCCGGCAAAAUCUCUGCCAUUUGCUUUGUACGGUGAGCGGUAAUAACGAUAACCGUAAUAACGAACAUGCAUUCGAACAACCUGUUCAAAGAAAAAGAAAUGCAAUUUCAUAAACAAAAAUAAAACCACCCUCUUUAGCAUAAUUUGGUGUCUGCAACUUGAUCGUUUCAAAUCAGAGUAAGAAAUUGUGUUGUAAUUUUAAAUUAUUUCUAAUUUAUAUGUAAUUGCUUUAAAUUAAAAUGCAUUCAAACGUAAACUAAGGUAUGAAAAAAGUGUAAAAUAUUUUAUUAAAAUAGCAUUCAAUCAAUUAUCGACAUCAAACGUCGACCAUGGGAGUAAUGUCCAAAUUAAUAAUUCGAGUUAAAUUUAAGUAAGCCAUAAACAAAAAAUGAUGCAUAAAUUAUAUAUUAGAUUCAAAAUGUUCAUGUUCUAUUAUAUCUAUAUAAAUAUCAUCCUAAUCGAGUAUCAAUCACUGAAUCUAUUUAUUGACUCUAUCUAUUGUAAAUCUUCUAAAAAUGAAAUAAAUACUACUCAAUUUAAAAACAGAAA